AUGUCACCACUAGCUGCCCUAGUACCUGAAUCCAGGAACAACUGCUGGUUCUGUAGAUUUCACAAUAUUUCCGACGCAAUAACCUGUGAAUCAUGCAGAGCAUUGGCAAUUCCUAUUCGAAAUCCCACUCCAGAUAAGCGCACCGAGGUCGAAUGGACCACAACAAAUUUUGACCCACACGAGACAACGUUCAAUCGUGCUCAUGCUUCCUCUUUCUUCACCGCAAUCAACUCCCUGGACGGCCAGGAAAGAGCUGUCAUCAAGGUGGGAGUGAAGUACCGGUACAUUCCCAAGAUCGAUCACCAAUACCCGUCGAUACUGAUUGUCAAAACCCCGGAAAAUGGCAAGCGUUUCACUCUCUGUGGACCUACCGAGGACGCUGCACGCCAAAUGAACAGCAACGCAACGUUAAACAUAGUGCGGCUGGAUAGCGGAAUGGGCGCAAACCACCGAUUUUGGCAAACCGUCAAUGAGAUUCUGGACCUCGAUACCCACUUCCCGGGAUGGCAGCAGUAUGCCUAG
This is a messenger RNA of Exophiala spinifera, 522 nucleotides long. RefSeq lists its product as uncharacterized. NCBI's taxonomy places the organism in Eukaryota, Fungi, Ascomycota, Eurotiomycetes, Chaetothyriales, Herpotrichiellaceae. The coding region runs from base 1 to 522 and encodes 173 amino acids. The transcript has 2 exons. The record is from RefSeq and is a predicted model, not a curated record.